UGACAUAGACCAGAACCUCGUUGCGCCUUAACAUACUUGGUAAAGUAUAUUUUCCCACCAGGAUAAAGCCUGUGGCUGCUAAUAAUUCCACGCAAUGCUACAAUCACUAAAAACUUUGUGUCAUAUGACGAUGAGUCUCUAAGCGAUUUGCAAUCGUAGCAAAAUAAAGAAUGAAUCAUCGAAAAGGGCUUAUGUUUUAAGUUGUUUCUGAAAAUUCGUUCUUGGUAUUGCGUUAACGUUUCUGUAAGUUAUUAAGCUGAAACGCGCACAAUUACAUUGACACCUGCACAGUUAAUUUCGUUUGUCACUAUACUGAAUAUAAUGUCAGUAGAAAAUAAGACCGCGUGUGUGGAAACACAUUAGGUCGACCUUCGUGGGUGAUGGUGACGGGAUUCAUGAACAAGUUUCCAUUGUCUGUGGAUACGCAGCUGCAAGAUACAGAGCGGAAGAUCGAUACUACAAUCGGUAGCUUUGCCUAUCGAUGUCAAAUUAUAUUGUUGUUUUGUUAUUGUUUCUGUUUCUAAAUCGGCGAAGUUAGUGCUGGCAAGUGGAAGCGAUGUGAUUGACGGAUUGUUUGUGAGUUGUGUAGAUUGGUAUAACUUACCGGAUUAAAGUUAAGGUAGUCGUGCGAAUGUGUGGUAUACGAGGAUUUAAUGAAUGUUUUCGUAUUGUAUCAUUUGUUGCUGGUUCUGACGCAAAUGUUCGGUGCAUCCCUUAGAAAAGCGUCUCAGUGCAGGAUGAUGCAUUUUAAGUGCCGAGGAGGUUUCUACCCCAGAACAGACAAUACUGUUGCGAGAUUUCCUGUACCCGACGAGAAAAUCCACUGGGACAUCGACUAUCCUGAGUAUGAACCAACAAAUUACACGGCUGCUCAUAUCAAGGGCCAGAGUUGGGCAGAUCCGGAGAUUUCGCAUCCUUCGUUUCAUCCACAAUGGAACCAGCUGGAUGGCAGUGUUAACCGCAAAAGUCACUUAGGAGUUUACAAAAUUGAAAAUUUAUUGCCAUUGAAUCCUGUGGGACGUACUGGAGUUUGCGGUAGGGGGUGUUUGGGUAGAUGGGGACCAAAUCAUGCAGCAGACCCGAUAGUAACGAGAUGGAAAAGGACGUGCAACCAUGAAAUUGAGCUGCAUCCAACAUCUGAAAAGAAAAUCCUCCAGUUUGUUGCAAUACAGCGCAGGGACACACGAGAAUGGGCAAUACCUGGCGGCAUGGUGGAUCCUGGCGAGGUGGUAACAAUCACCUUGAAGAGAGAAUUUUUCGAAGAAGCACUUGAUGCUUUAGGAAGAAAGCCAGAGCAGUUGAAUGAAGCAGAUGCAAUCGUGGCGAAGUUUUUUGAAAGUGGAGAAACAGUUUAUAAAGGUUAUGUAGAUGAUCCACGUAACACAGAUAAUGCGUGGAUGGAAACAGUUGCAGCGAAUUUUCAUGAUGAGACUGGUUUGUCCGUUGGCAAAUUGCCUCUUUCUGCAGGGGAUGAUGCCGUUAAUGUUAGAUGGAUGGAUGUGGGAAAGGAUCUGGAAUUAUAUGCAAGUCACAUAGAAUUUAUUGAAGCUGUGGCCGAGAAACGAAAUUCACAUUGGUAGGGUUAGUUGGAAUCCUAACUAAAAAAUGUUUCCCAUGGUGUAAUUUGUUUAUAACGAAUUGGAAAAAAACCAGAAGUUAAGUUGACGAUCUCUGCAAUCUUUGUAAUUUUCUUAAGGCUCAUGUGUUUGUACUAAGUUUUUCAGCAUUGUGACUUUAUUAUGAUUUCGACAAAAUCAGUGUAACACAAAUGAUUCAAGCAAAGGUGAUAACCAUAUAUAACGCUGUUUCCAUGCAGCAUCUACCUAUUUUCUAUAUAGGGAAUUCUUGUACAUUUCCCAACAUAGACCUUGGGUUUAAUCUGUGCAACCAUUCUGUCUCAAAAAUAUAAUUUUCAAGGUUCUUUUGUGAAUUAUGUUAAUAAAUUUAUUGCUUUUGUGAACUUG
Schistocerca gregaria is the source of this 1964-nucleotide messenger RNA. Its product is annotated as ADP-ribose pyrophosphatase, mitochondrial. The record is from RefSeq and is a predicted model, not a curated record. NCBI's taxonomy places the organism in Eukaryota, Metazoa, Arthropoda, Insecta, Orthoptera, Acrididae. The coding region runs from base 654 to 1580 and encodes 308 amino acids. Gene Ontology annotation, molecular function: ADP-ribose diphosphatase activity. The transcript has a single exon.